Messenger RNA from Anneissia japonica, 1407 nucleotides. Its product is annotated as 39S ribosomal protein L27, mitochondrial-like. The transcript has 4 exons. Lineage: Eukaryota; Metazoa; Echinodermata; Crinoidea; Comatulida; Comatulidae. Gene Ontology annotation, biological process: translation. Gene Ontology annotation, cellular component: ribosome; mitochondrial large ribosomal subunit. The record is from RefSeq and is a predicted model, not a curated record. Gene Ontology annotation, molecular function: structural constituent of ribosome. Bases 86 to 565 code for a protein of 159 amino acids.
AUAAACACCGCCACCACCUGCAAUGAGAGUUUUCAGAUGAUUGCGGGCGCUAUUGGCAAAAAUUUAGGACUUUUUUGUCACCAACAUGCAGGCAAUAUUAGGAGUUAAAAAUGCCUUUUCUGUAGGGAAAGGUGUAUUCUUCAACUCAAUUUUACAGCAAGCAUACAAAUUGCCAACGGUUGCAGCAUCAGUUUUACCUGUGAGGUGCGCAUCAAAAAAAGCAAGCAGUAGUAAAAGAAACACAGGAGGAAAACGUAGAGGAAAACGUCUUGGCUUAAAAAAGCGUGAUGGGGAAUAUGUGCAGGUUGGGAUGAUACUGGUUCGACAGAAAGGUGCUUAUCGUUGGUUGCCAGGAAGUUAUGUUGGAAAAGGACGUGAUAGAACAUUAUUUGCAAUGGAAGCUGGACGUGUGUACUUCACACGUGAACAGUGGAUACCGGCCCCCAUUGAUGCGUUUACAAAAGAUGUUGCUCCAACGUUACCGGAGGAAAAAUUGGUUCGGACAUUUGUACAUAUCGAGCCAGAACCACAAGUUGGACGAUUCAAACUUCUUGAGCAAGUGUAGGGAUAGCUUGAUGAGGUUUUGAACCAAUGAUCGUUUUGGCAAGUGGUUUAUUGGACUGUGAUAACACUGGCGGCUUCAUUGCUUGCUCAAUAUCGGGGCAGAUCCAGAGACUGUCAGUGGGGGGGGGGGGGGGGGCGGCGAAAGUGGGGCCUGUUUGAUACAACACAACCUAAGCGAUACGAGGGCAUGCCCCACAAAUUGUUUGUUUUCUAGACGCCCGAAAAUAACCUCUGAGGCAUUUCUGCCGAUCAAUUAUUUCUAUUUCUUUCUUUCUUUCUUUUGUCUUUUUUUUGGUAAAAUUCCAAAAGGGGCCCCUUCCCUAAAUCUGCCCUUGAUUAUGCUAUUGCUGUUUGUGUCUGGUGUUUGUAAAGAAAAGGAAAAACCUUAGUUUUUAACAAAGGGUGAGAAAUAUGGCCUCAUAGGGAACAUUAAACCAUCACAUUAAUACGAACUAGUGCUGUGUAACUGUCCAAAUUUGACGGAAUGACACAGACACGAUUUAGAGAACGUUUUGACUGAAAAUCCAGAUAGAAAUACAAAGUUCACUUACCGUCAUUUUACCAAGAUGAGGACCACAUCGCAACUGCAUUAAGACUCUGCAUGGAAUGAUUUUUGGUGGUAUUGUAUUGGUACUCUACAUGAUAUCAUCAUUACCCACACAAUUAUAUAUGACAGAAGGUCUAAUUGAUCUUUAUAAUAAUGAUCAAGAGUGUCAAAGCAUUGGAGUAGUCCAGAAUAAAGAUUUUUUUUAAUAAGUGGCAUUUGUGGCCAAAAUACUGGGUGGGGUACUGUGUGUUUCUUCCUGAACCCAAAUUGUGAAUCAGUAAAGAUACCACUUACAG